UCAUAAUAGUUUUUCUGCUGGCCUUUUUCUAUAUUGAGGCUCCAAAAACUUCAAUGCAUCACACAAAUACCACGGCUUCUUGCAGAAAUAUUCAGGCGUGAACAGAUAAAAUGAACAUCCUGUAUAAGUUUUUCUUUUGUGUUCCCUAAACUACAAUUACAAUUUUAGUAGACUCUACAUAAUUUUACGUUUAUGGAGGAGAUUAUUACAAGUGUAUUGUGGGUUGCCUAGAUUUUAACGAUUUUAAUUUUUAGAGGUUAUGUUGGGGUGUUGGGGAGGUUUCCCUUUCAAAAAUCUAUGCUUUUGAGGUACUUGAAUUUAAAAGAAAUAUUGAAGCUUCUCAUCUGAACGAUUUUCCCUGAAGCAACAGUAAAUAAAUCAAUAAAUUUAAGUGAAAUUUCGAAAUUUCUUCGACUGUGAAGUGUUGAAUCACACCACACUUUUGCUAGGAACCAAAAUGUCAAUUUUGGAGUACUCUACGAGGUUCAUCGUUGACUUGAAAGGUUCGUCAAAAAACAUCCGUUGCAAAAAAUGCCCCUACUUCACAUCGUCGACGUUCCUCCUGCUCAACCACGUCAAACGUCACCAUGCAGCACUACCCCUCUUCAACUGCACCACCGCAAUCGAAACCUACUAUUGCAGGGAUUGUCGUUUCCAAACCGGCUUAACCAUCCUCUUCAAACAACACAUUAUCAAACAUAGGCUCAAACUACAAUCCAGAGACCGUUCACCCAGUGAGGAAGUCUCCAUCCAGAACUACGUUUGCGAAAAAUGCGACUUUGAAACCCAUUUCGUCAUUAAAUGGCUCCAACACACCACGACAUGUUUCAGUAAAGAAGUAAGUUUCCAGAUGUUCACGUACAUCAAGAACCCCAGAGAAACUCUUGUGAAACUUUACACCUGUAAACAAUGUCAGCGCAGCUUCAGGUACAGAAAUUCCAUGAAAAUACACAAAAUUUGUAUGCACUCGAACGACGACGAAGUGUAUUGGUACAACUGUUCGAAAUGUUCCUACAAAACCAAACAGAAAGGCCACUUAAAAGACCAUAUAUAUUUUCGGCAUACAGACGACCAGAGUAUUAAGUGGUAUCAAUGUGAUAAGUGUCCGUAUAAAGCUAAGCGAAGAUUGGGUUUGAAUAGACACCUGAAUGCGCGACAUUUGGACGACAAGUAUGUUCGGUGGUUCAAGUGCAGCAAAUGUCCAUACAAAACUAAACAGGGGGCUCACUUGAAAAGUCACGUAAAUGCGCGCCAUUUGAAAGAAAAAGAUAUUAAGUGGUAUGAAUGUCAAAAGUGCCCGUAUAAAUCCAAACAAAAUUCGAAUUUAAAACAGCAUGUAAUCACCCAUCAUUUGAACGAGCGGGAUAUCAAGUGGUUCAAAUGUGAUAAGUGCGAUUUUAAAGCCAAACAGAAAGGGAAUUUGAAGCAGCACACAGCGGCGUGUCAUUUGGAUGAGCCCAGUAUUAAAAAAGAAUGUGAUUUGAAUGUUCAUGCACAGACGUUGGAUGGACGUGAUAUUAAAUGGUAUAAAUGUAAAAAGUGUUUGUACAAAAGUAUAUACAGGUUGAAUUUGAAAAGUCAUGUACAGGAGCACCAUGUGGAUGAAAAGACCGUUAAAAGGGAAAAAACAAUAACUUAAAUUUUGACACUAGUUUUAUGUUGAUCACAUAGUAUCCGCAAACUCGGUAAAAAUUGGACACUAUGAAGUAAGAUCUUGACGUUAUGUAAUAUUUCCUUGUGGAAACAAUUCUAGAUGUAGUAACCUAGUAUUUUUAAAUUUAAUGGCAUCAAAGGGUACUUUCAACAUUUAGAUAAUUCGAAUAAUAACCGAAAUUAUACUCAAUUCAAAAAAAUGAUAAAAUGUCUAGGAGUACAAAUUCCAACACGUCAGAAAAUUUUUUAAGGUUUUUGUUGUAUUAAGAAAACGUUUUUAUCGUCUAAACGGGUUUAAAUGUGUCAUGUUAUGUGAUGUUCUC
Molecule: messenger RNA, 1976 nt
Organism: Zophobas morio
Lineage: Eukaryota; Metazoa; Arthropoda; Insecta; Coleoptera; Tenebrionidae
Product: zinc finger Y-chromosomal protein-like
Exons: 2
Coding region: 458-1639 (393 amino acids)
Biological process (GO): regulation of transcription by RNA polymerase II
Molecular function (GO): RNA polymerase II transcription regulatory region sequence-specific DNA binding; DNA-binding transcription factor activity, RNA polymerase II-specific
Source: RefSeq, a predicted model, not a curated record